CUGGGAGCGACGGCUCCGCGUGGAGGCCCAGGCGGCCGGCGAGGGGCGCGGCCCCGGCGCAUCCUCCCCCCGGCGCGCGCGCUAAGGUGGGACCGCCCGGAGGCGGGCGUCGGGCCCCCAGCUCCGUGGGCCCUGGAGCGCUCGGGACUCGCUGAUCGCGGGCUCGGCGGCAACAUGUCUGUGGCGUUCGCGGCCCCGAGACAGCGGGGCAAGGGCGAGAUCACGCCCGCCGCCAUCCAGAAGAUGCUGGAUGAAAAUAACCAUCUUAUUCAGUGUAUAAUGGACUACCAGAAUAAAGGGAAGGCGUCCGAGUGCUCGCAGUAUCAGCAGAUAUUGCAUACAAACCUGGUAUACCUUGCUACAAUAGCAGACUCUAAUCAAAAUAUGCAGUCUCUCUUACCAGCACCACCCACACAGACUAUGCCGAUGGGUCCUGGAGGGAUGAGUCAGAGUGGCCCUCCACCCCCUCCCCGCUCGCACAACAUGCCUUCAGAUGGAAUGGUGGGUGGGGGCCCCCCUGCACCACACAUGCAGAACCAGAUGAACGGCCAGAUGCCUGGGCCUAACCAUAUGCCAAUGCAGGGACCUGGACCCAAUCAGCUCAGCAUGACAAACAGCUCCAUGAAUAUGCCUUCAAGUAGCCACGGCUCCAUGGGAGGUUACAACCAUUCUGUACCGUCAUCCCAGAGCAUGCCCGUGCAGAACCAGAUGACAAUGAGUCAGGGGCAGCCAAUGGGAAACUAUGGUCCCAGACCAAACAUGAAUAUGCAACCAAACCAAGGUCCCAUGAUGCACCAGCAGCCUCCUUCUCAGCAGUACAACAUGCCACCUGGAGGGGCACAGCAUUACCAAGGACAGCAGGCGCCCAUGGGGCUGAUGGGUCAAGUUAACCAAGGCAGUCACAUGAUGGGCCAGAGACAGAUGCCUCCCUAUAGACCUCCUCAACAGGGCCCACCACAGCAGUACUCAGGCCAGGAAGACUAUUAUGGGGACCAAUACAGUCAUGGUGGACAAGGUCCUCCAGAAGGCAUGAACCAGCAAUAUUACCCUGAUGGUCAUAAUGAUUACGGUUAUCAGCAACCGUCGUAUCCUGAACAAGGCUACGAUAGGCCUUAUGAGGAAUCCUCACAACAUUACUACGAAGGAGGAAACUCACAGUACGGCCAACAGCAGGACGCUUAUCAAGGACCACCUCCACAGCAGGGCUACCCACCCCAGCAGCAGCAGUACCCGGGGCAGCAGGGCUACCCAGGACAGCAGCAGGCCUAUGGUCCUUCCCAGGGCGGUCCAGGUCCUCAGUAUCCUAAUUAUCCUCAGGGUCAAGGUCAGCAGUAUGGGGGCUACAGACCAACACAGCCAGGACCACCCCAGCCACCCCAGCAGAGGCCUUAUGGGUACGACCAGGGACAAUAUGGAAAUUACCAGCAGUGAAAAUGUCCUUACAUUCCAAUAGCCAGUACCUAUUAGCAGCCACAUUGUCACAGCUCUGCACCGUGGACACCCCCCUGGGAAGACUCCUUCCAUUCCAACUAGGUUUUGGAAAAACCUUUGGCUAAGUGGCUGCUUUAUCAGCAAGUAGCUUUUAUGGUUUAGUUUGUAAAGGCUUCAGUAGCUACCAAUGUACCUGAUUUCACGUUUCUACUCUAGAUGGCAACAUUGGACAGAAAAUGCAUUGACAUAAGGAAUUUGCAGCGAUUUCGGAACUGUGUUCCAAAUGGACUGUCACAGACUGAAAGGUGUGAACAGCUUUGUGUGUUCACGGAGGUUGAGGGGUUUUCAUACUUUUCCACAGAUUAUUUUGUAAGGGGAAGGGGGAAAUGUACACUUUUUACAGCAGCAAUAUUUUGUCUAUUAUGUUUAUUUCAUGUGAUAAAUAUGCAAAGCGGUACACUACCCACUGGGCAGAGUCAGAACCCCUGGUAAAUGUGGAGUGUGGGAGAUGCUCAGUGCUGGGGUGCUCUGAAGACAGGCGAGGGGAGGCAGAAGCCCACCACGGGCCCACUGUCGUUAGUUCUUAGACAUCUCUCUUAUCUACCAGAUUAGCAAGGGCACUGUGAUACAGUUUUUGAGUACAAAGACAUUUUUAAAAAAGCCUUCCAGUUUUGUGCAUUAAAAAACCUUUUUGUAAAGAUGGUUUAUAAUACUGUUUUCAAAUGCAAGGCAAUAAUUAUGUUGUGCAUCUGUGAACUUUGGCAGGUUUGUGUAAAUGAAGAGGGAAGCCUCUCUUAAAACAGCAAUAACUGAAAAGGAGAAAGCAGGACCUUCUUACCUUGUCUGAGUAAUCAGGGAGCUUAGUACUUACUGUCAGCACGUUUGGAACCACAUCAGAGAGGAGUCAGCGUUGAUCUCAUCUUGCUAUUUUUUUAACAUUAACAUAAUUGGUUCGUGGAACAUGGAAGAGUCCAGGAGACUUUGCAUGCUUGUGUUUUAACUUCCUUAAUUGGGUACAAGCAAAGGGCACCUUUAUGUCUCUCUCUUCAUCUUCAUUAAUACAAGAGGAAAAUGCUUAUGAUGGGCGUGUCUGAAUCACACUGAAAGCCGAGAGGUGGCAUUUUACGGUUUCUUGUUUUUAAGCACAACAUACUUAAUCAUUAUUUGAGACUGAUUAUUUUAGCUAAAAUUGGGGAUAUGGCACAGGUCAAGAAAAACAUGUACUGAGAGAUUUCUAAACACAUCUGUUUAAGCAUACUUUGAAAAUCUCUAGCCCAAAGGUAAGUUGCUGUAGCCUCACAGUUGUUUGCAUCCAGGGAAUAUGACUGAAUAUAACAUAUUCUUUGUAAAAGAGUUAGUUUUUGCCACUUCUAACUGCAAACCGAACAGAAGGAGUGCCAUAAAUUCAAAGGAGCAAAGCAUACUGUUAUCAACAUACUGUAAUCAAAGGAGGGGUUUCAACGUGUCUAUGUGAGAGUGUGUGCGUUUUUAAGGUCAGAGUAUAGGGUGUUCUUCAACUUGGCCAGUAGAAAGUAGGCAUCAAGUGUGAACAGGUGAGGCGUGGGAAGCCUUCUUGUGACGGAGAUGCUUAUAAGUUCUGUGCCAGGUUUUCCACCACUGUGUACUUUAUUGCUAUUUAAAACUGUAUCAACUCUAACGAAAGAAUAAAUUAUUUGUGAUUUUAA
Messenger RNA from Mastomys coucha (southern multimammate mouse), 3116 nucleotides. It is a transcript of the gene Ss18, whose product is annotated as SS18 subunit of BAF chromatin remodeling complex. Bases 175 to 1431 code for a protein of 418 amino acids. Lineage: Eukaryota; Metazoa; Chordata; Mammalia; Rodentia; Muridae. Gene Ontology annotation, cellular component: nucleus. Gene Ontology annotation, molecular function: transcription coactivator activity. Gene Ontology annotation, biological process: positive regulation of transcription by RNA polymerase II. The transcript is spliced from 11 exons. The record is from RefSeq and is a predicted model, not a curated record.